Messenger RNA from Phyllopteryx taeniolatus (common seadragon), 5539 nucleotides. RefSeq names its product cilia and flagella associated protein 74 (gene cfap74). The record is from RefSeq and is a predicted model, not a curated record. The transcript is spliced from 38 exons. NCBI's taxonomy places the organism in Eukaryota, Metazoa, Chordata, Actinopteri, Syngnathiformes, Syngnathidae. The coding region runs from base 216 to 5132 and encodes 1638 amino acids.
GAUAAUUGGCUAUGUUGUGGUUUUGCGCGACUUCCGGCACAUUAGCAACGUCGUAGCAGCGCGAAAGUGGCACGUUGACGCUGCCUCGAAUGUCACGCAGCUCUUAGCUGCGUCCCAACACAUAACCAAGUCCACUCCUCGCGUAACUCUCUCGACCAGCGACAACAAUGGGAUAUACUUUGGAAAUCUAAUAGGUUGCUCAUUCAGAGGGGAACAUGGAGGAGGCGGACAAUGGAUGUGAAUGGGAUGUGGCGUCUGACACCUGCGAACUGGCAACCGAGCAGCUUAGCUCUGAUGAAGAAACUGAUGGCAAGGAAGAGGAUGACUUUAAGACGGACGACUUUAAGGAUGGAGAAGUAAACGAGUUUCCUGAUCUGGAAUGGUUAGAAGAGUUGUACCAAGAGAACGAUAGCGAUGAUGACCUUGCGGGUGAGCCUGGCGAUGAGAAGCAGAGGACUUUUUCAGCGACAGCGCGGAUGUUCAAGCUGAGACGGAACCUGGACCAGCUGGACAACUUCCACAGACAGAAGGAAAGUGCCCUGCUGAAAGCCAGAGAAGACCUCAACCGCUUACAUCACAGCAUUGAGAGUCUACUGGAGCAGCGGGAUGUCUUGGAGCGAGAAAUAGAAAAUCAAGAGGCAGCAAAGAACAGUGUGGCAGUUAUUCGUUUGCGGGCUCAGCAGAAGAAUCUGUGUUACGAGCUGCAGAGGGAAGAAGAGAUUGAGGCCCACACCAACAAUGAGCUGAGGCAACAAGAAUUAGAGCUGAGCGAGGUUGAGCUGGAGGUGGGCAAGUUCUCCAUGCUGCGGCAGGAAGUGCAAGAGGAGGAGCGGGUCUUCCAGAUACUCAAAGCCCAGAAUGCAGUGCAAAGGCUACAGCAGGAGAAGAACAACAGCCAUACCCUGCAGCUAAAGAUUCAAAAUCUCAAAAAUUUUGAUAGGAGAAAUUCAGACAUGUUGGAGAAAAUGGGAACUUUGAGCGAGAAGAAAACUGAAGAUGGCCGGACAAACCGCAAAGUAGGGGCCAAGUACUUGAAGGAAACUAUCAGAAGAAUGCAACAGCAAGAGGUUGAGAGAGAGCAGAAGAAGAGAGAGUCAAUGCAAAAGAGAAUACAGGCUGUCAAGUUACUGAAAUCUAACAUUGAAGCAACCCAAGAAAACUUACGGGUCAGACACAGCCGAGCCAAAGCAAACACCCUGAAGAAAGAACGGCAACAGAAACGUCUGAAAGAAUCCUUGCAUGCGCAAGGCAUCAACAGCACCAGGCACAUAUACCAACAGAAACGAGACGAGGAGAUGAAACAAAAGCAAGAGGAAUUCAAGGAGAGACAGAAGGCGAGAAGACUAGAGAUUGUGGAAAAGCUCGUAGAGGAGGAGCAGCUGGUGAAGAGUAGAAAAGCACACCAGGCACCGUUGCCAAAAACCAAAACUGGUCACAAGAUCCUUUCCCCAGGCAGGAUACGAGAGAAGCUCCUGCGUUACCUGGAUUCCGUACACCCAUCGGGCACAGAGAGAGACACAACAUUAAGAAACUUCAGCGCUAGCGGCUCAUCUUCAGAGUCAGAGUACCAGGAGGACAUUAUCCCAAAGGAAAUGCAGCACCCGAGCCUUCCUGACAGCCUGGAAGAGCCCGAGUUCUGUGGGCUGUGGGACCAAAAGUUCAAGCUCCCCUUGAAUGAGAAGACACAUUUGACCCCGACAGAAGUGAAACGAGAACCUGCAGUAGUUUACCGAAAGCUCAGCACAACCCCCAAAAAAGUUGGUGGAAAACAGAUAAAAGGGCCUUCUUUCACCAGUAAACCAGAAGUAAUCCUUUUCAAGGACUUUGAAGUGGGGGAAACCUAUAAAAAGAAAGUAAUCCUGACGAACAUCAGCUAUAUCACUAACCACUGCAAAUUUCUUGGAAUCUCUGCUCAACUACAGGAUUUUAUUAUGAUCAACUUUCAACCUCCUGGUCCUUUAUCGACUGGGAUGUCCUGUGAAAUGCAAAUUACUUUCCACCCUUCGAUCAAUGAAGACCUGGAAGGAGAGGUGGACUUUGCCUCAGCAGCAGGUCGCUUCUCUGUGCAUGUCAGGUGCACCAUAAAGAGAUGUGAUUUGGAGGUCGACAACCAGUUUAUUGACUUUGGAUCGCAUGUAAUGGGCCAAAUUAUUUCGCGGACUAUCACCUUGACCAACAAAGGUGCACUAGCAACGCGCUUCAGCCUGGACACGACGAAGCCCGUUCCAGAAAUUCACCAGGUCCAGAUGCCAUCCCAUCGCUCGGCCGACACACAGCAGGACACAAUUUGUGCUGAUCAGAAUCAGAGCUCUGCAUCCGUGGCCACCAGAGAACUACACAAUAUGGAUCAUGUUUUGGAUAAGUCUUCAGUAUCCCGACAGUGCCAACGAGAAUCGCAGGUUUCAGCUGCAGAUCCGAGAUCUGCUUCUGUGUCUUCCGGCAUGCAUGCCCAGAUCGCAGAGGGCUUUUCUGACUCUUGUGACAUACGUAUAGGGAAUGUAAGAGAAGGUGAUAUUGGACCUUUUGAAAGUGUCAAACUGGAGAUAAUAUUCUCUCCGACUGUUCCCGGAGAAGUCAAAUUGGACCUCUACAUCAAGUUUUCAGAUCCGACCAGCUGCCCAAUAGCCAUCCUGGUGAAGGGUGAGGGAGUGGGCCUCCCAGUAUGGGUGGUCGAGCCCAAUAUUGACAUGAAGAUCUGCAUGUUUGACCACCUUUAUCAAGAGGUGGUCACACUCCAAAGCAGCACCAGCAGAGCCUUGAAGCUUACUUUUGACCUGUGGCCAGAGAUGAGGAAACACAUGGAGAUCAUACCAAGGACAGGCUUUCUCCAGGCUCAAUCAAGCUUCACUGCACACCUCAAGUUUGUGCCAAGGAACACCUUACCCCAAGAUGCUAAUAAGUAUUUUGACAGUGCUACUAGUGUCCUGGAGGUUCCAAUGGCAGUGCAAGUUGCAGGGCAGGUGCAGCCUGUCAUUUACACGGUCCAAGCAAUUGUGACAUCAUCCGACUUGAAGUUUGGUCAGAGCGAGGUGGACUUUGGCUACUGUUCUAUCUACCAGUCAGUCAAGAGCAGCGUACGCCUGACCAACAUGUCCCUGCUACCUCAAGAGUUUGGUUUUGUUGGCCUUCCAGAGUUUGUUGACGUCCAACCUAACGAUGGCUUCGGCACGCUUCUCCCGCAAGAAACACUGGAGAUUGAUAUCAUUUUCAGCGCCAACAAAGCAAAAGAGUACCGUUUCCAUCUAAGUUGCAAGUCAGGAAUCAACAGAGUUUUUCCCCUGGCUUGCCGUGCCAUGGGCGUUUGCCCAACGUUGGCGCUCUCCCAUUCUCUGGUGCAGUUUGGGCCCACGGCAGUUGGCGACCACUCCACCGCUCUCCUUUACCUCACCUAUAACCAAACCGUCCGAAACCAGUCCAAACAACGACCCUCUGCUGGGGCCAGACUGUUUUCCUUCACCCCACCUCAAGACUCCAGCAUCAGUAUCACUCCUGCUGCAGGACGCCUGCUGCCUGGAAAGAGGUGUUUGGUCCUGGUCACAUUUAAACCCAAAUUGGAAGACCGGGAUAUCAAGGAAGAGGCCCUGCGUCUCCUCCUCAAAGCCAAGCAGACCAAUGAGGAGGACAUUAAAAAACUCCUUGAAGAGGAGGCUAAAAGGGAGGCGGAGCCCAAUAAAGGGAAGAAAUUGUCCAAGAGCAGCAAAAUGUCUGAUUUUUCCAAAACUGCAACCCCAAUAGAGACACCACCCCCCGACAACAUAGAUGCAGGAGGUCAAAGGUUUGAGGAGGCGAGGGCGUCUUUGCUGCACUCAUUCACCUCGCGCUACAGCGAGUACACCAUCCCCUGCUUUGUGUCCGACGGAGACCCACCCGAGGAAGACAGGCAGACCCAGCCAACAUGGAGUCCUCUCAAUACCGUCUACUUGAAGCUACAAUGUCCUGCUGUACAGCCUCCUCUAGUGGUGGUAUCCAGCAAUAUCAGAAAUUAUGCCUUGGAUUUCCACCAAGUGGCAGUAGGAGAGAGAGUGAUUAAACGAUUUUCAGCCCAGAACAUUUCGGAGGAAUCUUUGGAGUUGAGGUCAUCAUUGCUGGAUAUAUAUGGCCCCUUUUCACUUCUUAACUCACUCAGAGGCAUAGGACCUGGAGAGAAACACACGCUGGUGUUGGCCUUCUGUCCUACGUUAGAAAAAAAGUACUGUGAGACUUUGGAGGUGCGCUGUCAGAAGAUGACCUUGGCCGUGACUCUGCGGGGGGAGGGAAUAGUUCCUGCAAUCACCUCCUCCCACUCUGGAGGUCUCUUGGACUUUGGUUAUGUGAUGGAAAAGGAGAGCACCUCACAGGUCCUGAAGCUCCAGAACAGCUCGGCUGUUGCAGUGGGUUUCAAGGCGAUGUUGUACAGCCUCUCGCCCUCCAAGACUCAAGGUGCUGAUGAGAAGGUGGCCCUACUGUUGGGUGGCUACACAGACUCUAAGAUCCAGCCUGUGGUGGGGACCCACAACUACAAUGGGCUAAGUGUUUUCAGUGUUCAGCCGGUGGAGGCAAGCAUUGCUGCAAGACAAAGCCAGGACGUGGUUGUCACCUUUCACCCCGAUCACCCCUCGGUCAACUAUUCGGAUCGGCUCACCAUUGAGCUUGUCAAUAAGACUAAACUGUGUGUCUUGGAUCUGAGAGGUGCAGCGUCUGCACACAAUAUGUAUCUAAAUGGAGGAGACCCACUGACAGUUCCUAUUGAAUCCCUUCUUCCUCCACUAAUAACCAGUCAACCUGAACUCGCAGGACAGUCAGAGGAGAUGGAAAUCCCUGUGUUGGUCACUCUGCGAGCGAGCUACAGUAUGGGGACCAUCAGACCUGCAGUCAGGGAGCUGCAAAUAGGCUGCAUACGGGCCAGUAAGAAGGGGAGUGAUUUUCUCUGGGACAACCUGGCUUCUCUGCAGCAGAGGGGCUUCAGUGUGGAGCCCAGCAAAGGCAGCGUAGAGGCAGGCAGCAGACACACCAUCAAGCUCACAUGGACCCCCCAGAGUGGACACAAGCCCAAUGAAGUGGUGCAGAUGUGUGUGCCUCUCACAGUAAAAGGUGACGAAACCAGGGUAUACAACGUCACCCUCAUGGCUUUAGUCUCCACUCAUGUGGACUGAUUCCUUUUUUUCAUGGAUUCUUUUCUCUAGAUAUUCUGUUAUUGAGGCAAAAGAUUUGCUAUUAUUUUUUAUUGUGGUUUAUAGGUCUAUAUGACCAGAAUGACCAUGCAUUCUGUACAGACAGAAAAAGCUGUCCUAUCUCGCUAUAUUUACAAAUGUUUUAGAAAUUCCUAACCCUGCACCUUUAUCCAGAUCUGCACCAAACUGUAUGAUAAAUCAAUGUUCUUCUUUCAUACCUAGUUUCUCUGUUUUUUGGGGGGAAAUCAGUCAAGUACAUUGCUGUGAAAAAGUAUUGGCCCCCUUCUCAAAUUAUUGUUAUUUUUUUGCAUAGUUUCCCCACUUCAAUGUUUAAGAUCAUCAAACAAAUGUAAAUAUCAGACAAAUAUAACCCAAGUUAAAAAAAAGAA